UUUGUGCACCGCCCUAAAAUGUGCUAGUCUUUAUUUAUUUGUGUUUAGUUUGCUUAUUAUACCUUACAACAUCACAGCUGUUACAAUUACUGUUAUUAUUUGCAAUAUAAAUAUCAACCUAAAAUUAAUCAUUUUAAAACUUACGUAAUUACAAAAUUAACAAGUUAUGCUUAUCAAGAUGAGACGCCAGCUGUAGCAGGUGUGUUUUAUCGAAUUAAUUGCAAAAAGUUUGAUCAAUAAAUCACCAUGAAUCAAGUUACUCUGCAGAGUAAGCUGAGUUCAAUAAGUGAUGCAGGCAUCAAAGUUAUUGACUCAUUUACUGAAUCAAUAGCGGAAGCAUUAUAUAAAGACAAGCUGCUGUUGAUUUAUUUUCAUGACCCAGCCUCAAGCAAUAACAAUUUUGUAAAAGUAUUACUUAAUAAUGACAUCAACAGCUUGUUCAAUCUGGAUUUUGUCAUCCACAUAUCAAAUGCACAACAUAUGGAACAAGAGUUCACAAAGUAUUUUAAAGAUACACCUGAUAAUAUGGCUAACAAGUUGAUGACAAUUGGAGUGAGGUCACUCGACAAAGUUGAGCAUGUAUCAACCAUUGAUGUACUUAACACAGAUCAGGAAGUCAUAUUAUAUGAGUUAUAUAAGCUUAAUACAGCUUUUCAAGAACAACUUUUGAAAGAAAAUGAUGAAACUAUUGAGCAAUGUGCAAAAGUGUACUUGGAUACUUUUGCUUGGUUGGAUAAAAAUGAUUACCCAUAUGUUUCUUUGAAAGAUGUCUUGGAUAUUACAAUGAAUCAACCUCUACCACAUUUAAGGAAAAUAUUGAUGGUCUACAUGUACAAAGAAGGAAGUGCCUUAACGAAACAAUUUAACUUUUUUCUUGAAUCUGGAGUGCUAAACAAGUACAAUCCACUUAUGAUACCAGUAUUCUGGAAUAUAUCUGAUGUGCGCUAUCACAAGGCCUUAAAAUUCGCAUGUCAACGAUACUUUGAACAAGACGUACUGGAGAAAACUGUUUCCAGCCAGGAGGGCGGCGUGUUUUUUUUCAUGCCGGAUGAACGCAGUAUUUGUUCGACUCCUAGAAUAUUCACGAAAAUAACCAGCUCCGACGAGUACACUGAGAUUUCAUAUUUGAUUGAAUCUCUGGAUUACAUUUUUAGUGAUUUUCAGGAAAUUAAUAAAAUCACUGAUUUUUAUGAAAUUGACGCAAUUGAUACAUAUCUUACGAAGAGUAACAAGUUGUUUACUAAAUAUAUUGUGCGCCGUUCUUUGCACGAUAUUGCCGAACUAUGUUUGCAAGUUCCGCGUAAAAUGUUAUUGUUGUACUUUUACAAAAGCGAAUCAAAAUUUCAAUCGACUUUGCCGAGAGUGAGACAUCUUUUGCACAAAGAGCAAGUGAUUUUUUUGCCCUGGGAUAUUACUAACAAUGCGCACAAUGAACAUUUGAUUCGAGCACUGCAGAGAGCGUUUGGUUUGAAAAAGAUUGAACAGAUUUUGAAAGCGCAAAAAAGUGCCUUGUUUAUGUUUCUGCCAAUCGGCAACACUCUUGUAUUGCAUUCAGUAUUGGAAGAUGAUUCAAGCGUUUCCGAAAUUGAGAAGGCCUACAAAGCUUCGCACAAAUUCCUUAUGUUGGAGAGUGAGUUAAAUGAUGAGAUUGAAAGUGAUGCAGGGCCAGCUGCUUAUCAGCAAGUAAUGUGUGAUCAGCUUGGGGACCGUGAUUUCGACUGCUUCCAACUUGAACGUGGUGAAGACAAGGAACUAAAAUCGAAAAUAGGUUUUGCUUAUUUUGGACCACCUAAUGAUGAGAAGGGCUAUGACAAAAAUCAAGACAAACAGAUAAAUACAGCAUAUAAAAAGAUACUAUCAGAAGCUGCAAAACUUGGGGAAAAUGAUAAAAUGCUCUAUAUUAGUUUUAUGCGCGUGUGCAUAAUGCCUUUACCCGAUGAAAAGCACAAAAAGAUGGAGAAAGAUGUCACGUACCAACCAGCGUUGGAUUUCAAUGCGCUACCACUUUUUGGAAUUCGCAAAUGCUUUAAUUGUCCAGCAAGUAACUCGGCUUGCCGAAAGUACAUUGAUCAUAUCGGACGCACAUACGAAACCUGGGAGCACUUCCUCGAGGACAACAAGUAUCCCAAGGUAAUGCUGAUCGCUCCAAAGAACGGAAAAUACACGUGCGAUUAUCGCGGACAUGUGCAACUAGAAGUCUGCAUGUCUCCUGCAUGCGGUAUUGGCGUAGCCGUCUUGAAAGGUUUCGACAUUGGUGUUGGUAUUGCCGGUGGUGUAGUGGGCGUCGUUGGGGUCGCUACAUCAUUUAUAGCAUUACCUGUGCUACCCUUUGUUGCCAUGGGUGCUGGUGUCGGCGUGGGCAUCUAUAGUAUUGUACGCAGCGGAAUGAUUCUGGCUGAUCGGGUAAAACAUGGCGAAUCGAUGAGUUUGAGUUCAGCAGAAGCACGCGGCGCAUAUUUGAACAUUCUCGCUGGUUCUUUAGGUUUCACUACAGCUGGAGCAAGUUUUGCUUUAUCGUACGCGGCGCGUUCUGGAGUUAAUAUUGGCAUGGGCGCUCGUGCCGUAAUGAAUGGCAUUACCAUAGCGAAUUUAACCGCUGGCGGCGCGGCACUUACAAACUCCGCGUACGAUGUCAUCAUUCAAUGGUCGGAAGAUGGCCGUCCCAAUGCCCUAGCAUUGGUGCAACUUUCAUCAUCAGUGUUAUUCUUCGGACAUGCCGUGUACAAUACGCAAUUUGCUGGUACAAUUGUCCGCAAUGCACAGGCGACGUCGAUUAAUGAAAUCCUCGAUUCCUUAUCGAGCAAUCGUCAGCGCAAAACUGUUCUACGACUGAUUAACUCUACAGCUGACCAGGUCGGUAGUACAUCAGCCGCAAACGCCGAAGUUAUAAGGUACAUGCGCAACAUCGAUAAUAUCCAGGAAGUCGUCGGUGUCUUAACGCGUGAUACACGCAUGAUGAGUCGUAAUGGGGUGCGGUAUUCGGUUGAAAACCAAAAGAUUGUUUUCAACGGGGUCGAAAUGAACGUAUCCGAGUUUGGCAACAUGUCCAAACUACAACGAAGCGAUUUGAUUACAUCCAUCUCGGGUGAUUCAAGCGCAGUGCGUCAGCCCGGCUCACCAGUCAAAGUCAGCAAGACGAACUUCCUCACAAUCGAGAGGAUUCUCGAUACGUACAGAACCGCAUCUCCGUUUAUGAAACUUAUGUUAGAGAAAAACACGACGAUGGAAAAACUGAACGAAUUAAUUAACGUCUUCAGCCCUUAUAUUCAACGACAAUUAUUGAUGAUCAUGGGGAAGUUUCUGAAUAGCAUCGGCCAUAAUAGCAACAAAUUAUUUUGUUCGCUAAGUAGUCUUUACCCUGCGGUUCAGUUGCCACUGCGUGUGAUGGAUAUUAUAAUACAAUUCUAUAAAGGCGCUGUUGAUGAAAAAACGAAGGAAUCAAUGCCUACAAUUGAUUUUAUCAUAAAAUCUAUGGAGAAGAUUAUUAUCAUCAGCAGCAUGUCCAUGGCAGGGUUACUCGUAGAACUCACAACGUUUUGCAGUAAGUGGGUGGUGCAAGCGAUGAUAAAACUUGAAACCGACGCGGACCUCAAUGGCGCGACUUCAACGAGAGCAAUCAAGCAUUGUGAUAGAUGCAACGGGAAUUAUUAUCAAAGUUAACGCUUUAACAAGUUAUUUUUAUUCUUCAACUGACUGCUUUUAAUUCAUUUUUAAAGUGUUAGUGUUUUUACAGUAUAAAUAUUGUUAGAUAUAUUUUUAUAGUAAAUUUGUAGGCGAAAUAAAAAAAAACAAGAAUCAAA
Dalotia coriaria is the source of this 3800-nucleotide messenger RNA. RefSeq lists its product as uncharacterized. The coding region runs from base 247 to 3660 and encodes 1137 amino acids. NCBI's taxonomy places the organism in Eukaryota, Metazoa, Arthropoda, Insecta, Coleoptera, Staphylinidae. The record is from RefSeq and is a predicted model, not a curated record. The transcript is spliced from 9 exons.